Messenger RNA from Lingula anatina, 1315 nucleotides. RefSeq names its product transmembrane protein 177. Gene Ontology annotation, cellular component: membrane. NCBI's taxonomy places the organism in Eukaryota, Metazoa, Brachiopoda, Lingulata, Lingulida, Lingulidae. The record is from RefSeq and is a predicted model, not a curated record.
AGAAUCUCGUUCUGAAAAACAAAAUGUCUGCGCCCUUUUAAUUGUGUGGAGAGCAGGAAUAGCGCCAAGUCGGUUUGAAAUUUCCAUAUUUAAGAGAGGAAGUGGGAUUCAAGAGUUGUGUCAGUUGAAAAAAUAUAACGUUUACUAUCAAAGAAAUCCACUAGACUGUGCACCAUGUCAAGAAUCUGGCAGCGUCUGAAGGGAUUGAAAUUCAGUGAGGAAUUCGUCAAUAUGGUUGUUCCGUCAUUCAUAACUGCAGCAUCUCUGUACCAGGGCUUGAAGCACGUCUAUGGUUUGGACAGAAUGAGGAGCAACUAUGAGAAGAAGGACUCUCGUGGGAAACCAGUCGGUAUUGAUGAAGCCACUGAAGCUCUGAUCAGUCAGGUAUUAAGAAGGAGGAAUCUUGUUCCCUAUGAAGAAGCUGGGUUGGAAUUCUUCUACAGUGACACAAAGGGACCAGUGUGUAUGGGCGCUCUCGGGUGUCGAGGUGGUGCUUACAUAGGUCUGCCAUUCUUUAUGGCGUAUAAGAGUGUCGAUGACGUAGUGAAGAGCGAAACACUGGUACUCCGAGGCAAAACAUCCCACGACAUUUAUCAGAUAGAUUGGGAAGACCCUCUCUCCCUGGAGAUGGCCAACUCUCUUGUCCUUUCGGAUAAGGCAAAGAUGUUUCUGAUUGCACGGGAAAUCUUCAACGUCAGUACAUAUGCUCCCUUGGUCAACGCUGUAGCUGUGGGUGCUUCUGGAUUGAUGACGUACUCCAUUUAUAGGCACAACUUCUACAGAGCCAGAUUGGUUGGUUGGACUGGGCAUGUAUUUUUUCUCUCUUUGGCUGCACUGGUAGGUGGCAUUAUGUACACCGUAAUCACUGAUAACUACAACUGUUGGCUGCAGGGCUGGACGAAUAAAAAGGCAGCCAUGUUGGGGACGGAGUACGCCGAGGGAGGUGUGGAACUCUUCGAGAGUAUAUUAAAUUUGAAUAAGAUCACGAGAGAAAUGAUGGACGCGGCCGAUUAUUACAACAAGGAGGGGAAUGUUAACUACCCAUGGUACAGGAAUCCAUUUUUACCAAUUACAUUACAACGAGACGGUGUCAGGAAAAUCCUGGAUGAUCUGCGAGCUGGGGUUGUUCAACCGACUGAGUAUCCUGACAAAGACUACGAUGCCCCAAGAUUAAAGAGAGCGAGACAGCUUUGAACUGUACAGUAUUUAGAGACCAUUCCCAGACCCUAUCGUAUUAACUGUGGAUCGUUCUAUCUAUGAGGGGAUUCUUGCUAAUUGCUUUCAGCUUAAGCUGCUCUAAUGUCUGGCUACUGAA